Messenger RNA from Cryptotermes secundus, 980 nucleotides. RefSeq lists its product as uncharacterized. The record is from RefSeq and is a predicted model, not a curated record. Lineage: Eukaryota; Metazoa; Arthropoda; Insecta; Blattodea; Kalotermitidae. Bases 36 to 566 code for a protein of 176 amino acids. The transcript is spliced from 5 exons.
GAAGUUACUUACGUCCGUAAUGUCAUACAAGCAAGAUGGUAUUCUCUUUGUCUUGUUAUGCACUGUGUACAACGCUGUUUUCAUUAUCGAUUGCUCCUGAAAUUACGGCUGGAGAGGACAUUACAACAUGUUGUUCUACAGGAGAUGGAUGCUGUGGACCUGACUGGGGAUUACACUGCUGCAACUUUGUGGCAAAGAUUUGCUGUUAUGGACAGGAAAGAGUACUUUCAUUGCAUCAUCACAAUCGCCAACACUGGACCUGGAAUAAACACUGGCUCGAAGUAACACUGUACAUACUCCUGUUAAUGCUGCUUAUAACAGGAAUCCUGUUAUGCUGUAAAGCUUAUAAAGGUCGCAGAACUGGAAGAGGCAUGAGUGAAUACACAAUUCUACCAGGGUAUGAGUACCGUUCUCAACAAAGUACACCACCAACAGCCCCAGUAGUACAAGCCUUCCGAACUAAUGAUGAGUACCCGUUAAUGAAUUACCAGAAAAGUCAACCACGAGGGCAUUCCCUAAACACAAAUCAAGCGGCACCUCCACCACCAUAUUAUGAAGUUCCUUGAAGACACAAGAACUCUUCAUGAAUAAAUAAAGUACAUAUGAAUCUUAAUGUAUGUGUGGACAAUUCAAUAAAUAUCUUUCCUACCUUACCUAAGGGGGCCCAUACAUGUACAAGUCUGGCUCGUGAGUCCGACUUGGCUCGGGGUCCAAUGAGCCAAACUCGUCCGUGUGUGGGUUGCCACACUCAUAAGUGUGGUGAAACUAAUCAGAGCCCGGCCCCUCGACAAGCCAGACUCAUAUGCGUAUGGGCCGCCUAACACCACAAAUCCUAUCAACUGAUGAGAGUUUUCAUCAGCCCCACUAAGUAGUAUACUAAAGAUUACCCCAUGUACUUAACCAUAUGAAGACAAUCUCAGACUGUCAUUAUUUAAGUUCUACUGUGUUGCAUUUAUAUUAUAAUGUUCACAAAACUGUUA